UCUCCAUCACUCAUUCCCUGCCUUAGAAACCAAAAUGGCUCAAAUCAUUGUACCCAGCAACAUAUUUCUAACCCUUAUUAUUGUAGCUGCAGCUGUAGCUGGGUAUGUGGAGGCUCAAAGCCCGAGCACUAGCGACGUGUCGGUGGCUGAUAUCGUCACGCCCGAAUUCUUCAACGGCAUAAUUGGCCAGGCCGAUGCAAGCUGUGUCGGCAAGAACUUUUAUUCCCGAGCUACCUUUCUUGAGGCUCUCAAGUCUUAUGAUCAGUUCGGUAAGAUUGGUUCCAUUGAUGACUCUAAGCGUGAGAUUGCUGCCUUCUUUGCCCAUGUCACCCAUGAGACUUUUCAUUUCUGCUACAUAGAAGAGAUAGAUGGACCCUCAAAGGACUACUGUGAUGAGAGCAACACACAAUAUCCAUGCAAGCCAAACAAGGGCUACUACGGGCGUGGACCAAUCCAACUAUCAUGGAACCCCAACUACGGGCGAGCCGGAGAAAGCAUUGGCUUCGACGGAUUAAACUCUCCUGAAACAGUUGCCAAUGACCCCAUCAUCUCCUUCAAGACGGCGUUGUGGUAUUGGAUGAACAGCGUCCGACCGGUCAUCGGAGAAGGUUUCGGUGCAACAAUACGAGCCAUUAAUGGUGCCCUUGAAUGUGAUGGUGGAAACCCUGCUACUGUUCAGAAACGUGUUGCGUAUUUCACUGAAUAUUGUAACCAACUUGGUAUUGCUCCCGGGGACAAUCUCACUUGCUAGGAGACAUCUCAGUUUACUCGCUGAGCUAGAUGUUAUGUUUUCCUAUUUAGAUCGGUGCACUAGAUAUUAAGUCAUAUAAGGUUUAAUAAGAGUUUGAUUAAGUUAUGUCUUGAGGCCCAAAACCUUGUGAAAUAAGGAAUGGUUUUGAAGCCUAAUUAAGGAGUCCUAUUUCGUUUCCUUUUUGUGUGAACCAAUUUAAGUGGGCUUGAAAGAUAAGUCAAGUAGGCCUCGGUGAUGAGUAGAGACGACUUGACCUAGCCGUAUAUAAGCUAAAGGCCCUGCUCUCAUCAGACAUGUUCUCUAAACCUAUUCUCAUCAUAAAGAGAGAGCUGAAACAGUUUCUGAGAGAGAGCAGAAGUCUUUAGCCGUUCUUGUUGUUGCUGGGAUCACUGUUGCUACGCAUAGGAUGAAUUCGGAAGCUGUGUAUUCAAGGAAGAUGGCUCCAGGUAUGUUGUCACAUCUUUAUACGUAUUGCAAGUCAUGUGAAAGAUCUAGAAAUUGCAUGUAAGGAAUCUAACACUAGAAACAUUCAUCUCAGUUUAAUGAUAAAUGUACCCCACAUAAAACAUUAAUGAAAUACCAGGAGAUUUUU
This is a messenger RNA of Prunus mume (Japanese apricot), 1343 nucleotides long. RefSeq names its product endochitinase EP3-like. The record is from RefSeq and is a predicted model, not a curated record. Gene Ontology annotation, molecular function: chitinase activity. Lineage: Eukaryota; Viridiplantae; Streptophyta; Magnoliopsida; Rosales; Rosaceae. Gene Ontology annotation, biological process: cell wall macromolecule catabolic process; carbohydrate metabolic process; chitin catabolic process.